Messenger RNA from Stylophora pistillata, 1935 nucleotides. Its product is annotated as neo-calmodulin. Gene Ontology annotation, cellular component: myosin II complex. The record is from RefSeq and is a predicted model, not a curated record. Lineage: Eukaryota; Metazoa; Cnidaria; Anthozoa; Scleractinia; Pocilloporidae. Gene Ontology annotation, molecular function: calcium ion binding.
CUUCUAGCUUCUCCAUAGGUUUGGAGUCUUCUUCCCACGAGAUGUAACGAAAUAUUCAGAACUAAGAACUGCACGUCCUCACUCACAGGCGGAAGCGAGGUUUAAAGAAAAUUUUACAGUUCCUGAUGAAUAUGGAUUAACAACUCCAGCCAGUGAUCGACUGAACGUCAUAGAUUUGGCGCGGGGUACGUUUGCACGGCCAGCUAACUAAUCAAGAAUCAGGAAGAAACAAAGGCAUUGUGUCUAAUGAAUUCGCAAGUGAAAAACGGGAAAAACUCACAGUUAUACAGGCGGAAGGAAAGGCAUUGUGAAAUGAAUCCCUAUGGAAUACAGAAAAUACAGAUGAGGUAGCAAGUGGCGAAUUGAUAUUCAAAGAUGAACAGCAAAUAAAAGAUGCAGUAGGCAGGAAGAAGUCUUGACAAAUUCAGGGUGAAAAUGCUGUUGAUGAGACGAACGCAAUAAAAUAUGGAAAACCUUUCUGACGAGCAAAUUGAAGAAUACAAGGACGCCUUUUCUCUGUUCGACCGAGAUGACAAUGGCAUUAUUACCACCAGGGAACUGGGCGCUAUAAUGCGGUCUCUAGGGUUUAACCCGACUGAAGAAGAGUUACAUGCGAUGAUAAACUCGGUGGAUUAUGACGGGAAUGGUGUAAUAGACUUUCCAGAGUUUGUUAAACUUAUGGAGGAUCAGAAGAAACCAGACGAACGCGAGGCGGACAUGAUGUUAGCAUUCCGAAUUUUUGACGCCGACAAUAAGGGAUACAUCGAGUCAGCGGAGUUACGCUACAUACUUCUAAAUAUGGACAAACGAAUUCCGCAGGAGGAGAUUAAAGAGCUGAUGGAGAUCGCUGAUUUAGAAAGAGAUAGAAAAAUACGUUAUCAAGAAUUCCUCGAUUUAGUCGAAUGUGAACAACAAAAAUUCAUCCGCUGGAGGAAAGUUAAACAUACUUAAUUUUUCAGAUAAAUACUACUUCUCCCGAGAUAUGGUAGUGCCUAAGCUUGUACCCAGAUCCUACCUUGUAAUAUAACUGUAACAACCGUUUGGCCGUGGAAGGUCUGGGUACAAGACUAGUCGCUGGCCUAAAAGUCUGGCGGUUUUAGCGUUAGUCCUCCAUUAGCGUGACGCAAGUUUCUGUUUUACAACGUUAAGUGAAACUGCGAAGUACACCUUUAGCCCUUCAAGAACGUAAGAUAAAUGUUUAUUACCGCCACUUUAAAGUUAAAUAACAAGAAAGUGUUAUCAAUUUGGCGAGAAGCCAAUCGUUAUGACGGUUUUAAAUUUCAUUUGGGCCGUUUGCAUGAAUACGAAAAUUCAUUUACACCAUUAAACUUUCAUUUUAAUGUGAAGUACAUUCUUAAAUGUUAUUGUGCAAUCGAUAAUGACAGUUUUCAGCUCCAUUAACAACUUUAGACUUUCAAUUAAGUUUAGAUAGAUAGAUAGAUAGAUAGAUAGAUGGAUAGAUAGAUAGAUAGAUAUAGUUUAUUACCAAAAAAUAAAAAUACUUUGCAGCCAUACGCUAAAUUGCGUACUUUUCACAGUUAUUUCUAAAGAUAUAUAUGAGACUAUAUAAAACUAGAAAGUUUACAAAAAAUUCUCAGACCUAAAAUAAUUACAAUUACACAGCAAUGGAAUAAAUACGCAGUCGAUGCUAAGACCCAAGAUUAGCCCUUGCGCACAUAGCCGGAAUGAAUGAAGACUUGAAACGAUCGGUGCGGAAGGCGCGGCAUGUUAAAAACGCGCUGGAGUCUUGUAUUGUACGCUGAAUGAUGUCUAUCUAGCAGAAACUGUCUAAUUUAGGAAAUGGAUUUGAGAUGGACAAAAGCAGAUCAGUACAUAACUUCUUGUGUCUGUUGUAGAGCGAAGCUAAAUCAUGCCUAUCUAAGGAGUCAUGAUGUGACAGUUCUGGUGAAAUAAUAGAUUAUGCGCGCCUUUGGA